Molecule: messenger RNA, 2779 nt
Organism: Erythranthe guttata (spotted monkey flower)
Lineage: Eukaryota; Viridiplantae; Streptophyta; Magnoliopsida; Lamiales; Phrymaceae
Product: NADPH--cytochrome P450 reductase
Cellular component (GO): cytosol
Molecular function (GO): FMN binding; NADPH-hemoprotein reductase activity; flavin adenine dinucleotide binding
Source: RefSeq, a predicted model, not a curated record
AAUCACCAUAUAUAUAAGCUCCACAUAAAACCUCUCUCUCUCUCUCUCAUUCCGUAGAAGUCAGAGUCUCUCCAACCCCAACUACGCUCUCCCUACAAAGUUCAUCAAACCUCCCCACAAUUCCAAAUAAGGAGAGACUCUGCAUAAAAGGAGGAAAUUAUUUCUUUUUGUGUUUGUUUGAUUGAGGCGUAAUUCUUUUGAUUUUUCCUUUUUCGAUUUUCUAGCUCGGAUCAGUUAUUAACUCAUGGAAUCCACUUCCGAGAAGUUUUCGCCGUUCGAUUUGAUGUCGGCGAUCCUGAAAGGGGUCAGACUCGACAAUUCCAACGGUUCCGCGGAGGCGGCGCCGCCGGCGCUGGUGGCGAUGCUGCUGGAGAACAAGGACCUCGUGAUGUUGGUCAGUACUUCCGUCGCGGUGCUCGUAGGUUGCCUCGUGUUUCUGAUGUGGCGGCGGGCGGGAUCGGCGAAGAAGAAGGCGGUGGAGCUGCCGAAGCUGGUGGUUCCCAAGGCGGAGCCGGAGGAGGUCGACGACGGCAAGAAGAAAGUCACCAUCUUUUACGGCACGCAGACUGGCACUGCCGAAGGCUUUGCUAAGGCACUAGCUGAGGAAGCAAAAGCUAGAUAUCAGCAGGCCAAGUUUAAAGUAAUUGACUUGGAUGAUUAUGCGGCCGAUGAUGAAGAGUAUGAGGAGAAGAUGAAGAAAGAGAAUUUGGUUUUCUUCUUCUUGGCCACAUAUGGAGACGGUGAACCCACCGACAAUGCAGCCAGGUUUUACAAAUGGUUUAUUGAGGGAAAAGAGAGAGGAGAUUGGCUUAAGAAUCUCCAGUAUGGUGUAUUCGGCCUCGGAAACAGGCAAUAUGAGCAUUUCAACAAGAUUGCUAUUGAGGUGGAUAACAUUGUUACCGAGCAAGGUGGACAGAGGCUUGUUCCUGUGGGUCUUGGAGACGACGAUCAAUGCAUUGAAGAUGAUUUCACUGCAUGGCGCGAAUUGGUGUGGCCCGAGUUGGAUAAAGUACUUCUUGACGGAGAUGAUGCAACUGUUGCUACUCCAUACACUGCGGCAGUUUUGGAAUAUCGCGUUAAAUUCCUUGACCAAUCAGAUGAAUCUGUCUCAGAUUACAGCUCAGCCAAUGGCAAUGCUGUUUAUGAUGCUCUACAUCCCUGCAGAGCAAAUGUUGCUGUGAAGAAAGAGCUUCACUCCCCUGCGUCUGACCGUUCUUGCACUCACUUGGAAUUCGACAUAUCUGGCACUGGAUUAGCGUACGAAACAGGGGAUCAUGUUGGUGUAUACUGUGAGAAUUUAAUCGAAACAGUGGAGGAAGCAGAAAGGCUACUCGAUCUAUCUCCACAAACGUAUUUCUCUGUUCACAUUGAUGAAGAAGAUGGAACGCCACUCAGCGGGAGCGGGUUGCCGCCUCCGUUCCCUCCUUGCACUUUGAGGACUGCUCUUACUCGAUAUGCCGAUCUUUUGAGUGCUCCCAAAAAGUCUGCUUUGGUUGCAUUAGCGGUGUAUGCUUCUGAUCCAAGUGAAGCUGAUCGGCUCAAACAUCUUGCCUCUCCAGCUGGAAAGGAAGAAUAUGCUGAAUAUGUUGUUGCAAGUCAAAGAAGUCUACUCGAGGUGAUGAAUGAAUUCCCAUCUGCAAAGCCUCCACUCGGUGUUUUCUUUGCUGCAGUUGCUCCUCGCCUACAGCCUCGAUUUUAUUCUAUCUCAUCCUCCCCAAAGAUUGCAGGAGAAAGAAUCCACGUGACUUGUGCAUUAGUACACGAGAAAACACCCACAGGACGAGUCCACAAGGGGGUUUGCUCCACAUGGAUGAAGAAUGCUGUGCCAGCAGAGGAAAGUCUCGAUUGCUCUUCGGCACCGAUUUUCGUUAGGACAUCUAAUUUCAGACUCCCUUCUGACCCUAUAACUCCGAUAAUAAUGAUUGGUCCUGGAACUGGAUUGGCUCCAUUUAGGGGUUUUCUUCAGGAAAGAUUAGCUAUAAAGGAAUCCGGAGCUGAACUCGGCCCUGCUAUAUUAUUUUUCGGAUGCAGAAACAGUAAAAUGGAUUUUAUUUACCAAGACGAGUUGAGUAACUUUGUUGAAGCUGGAGUGAUUUCCGAGCUCGACCUUGCUUUCUCACGAGACGGACCGACUAAGGAAUAUGUGCAGCACAAGAUGGCACAAAAGGCUGCGGAUGUGUGGAAUAUGAUCUCGGAAGGAGGCUAUGUUUACGUGUGUGGAGAUGCCAAAGGCAUGGCGCGAGAUGUUCAUCGAACACUCCACGCUAUUGUCCAAGAACAGGGAUCUCUAGACAAUUCCAAAACAGAAAGCUUCGUGAAGAAUCUGCAAAUGAAUGGAAGAUACUUGCGUGAUGUUUGGUAAUUAAUUCCUCCGAUAAUAAAGAAAUAAAAGGAAACCACCAUUGUUGUAUUUGUCGAUACCGAAAAGAAAAAAAAAACGCAGAAAGGAGGUUAAAUAUGCCACCCUCAGCAAGAAUGCCAUGAUCAUCUUUUAGUUCUUUGUGAUUCUUUUCGACUUAGUUAAUUUACGGGAUUUUUUUUCUUCGUGCGUUUUAUAUAUAUUUAUAUAUAUAUGUAUACGAGUAUGUACGAUAUAUAUAUAUACGAAAUAAUGAUUGAGACAAUGCUAAGUAGGUGUAGUUACUCUCUGUAAUCUUUCCUAAUGAGCCGGCAAAAUGGUUCUGAUAGACAACACAUCUUGUUUUUGCACUUAUGUAUGUAUAAUUAUUAAAUGUCUUGUUUUUAUUGUUCGAGAUUUAUAAGAAAUUAAUUUAUUUGU